AGAGAGAGAGAGAGAUCUCAGGACGAUCUAGAAGAAGGAGCAGCCAAUUUUCAGCCCUUCAAGCUGAUACACACUCCCCUCAUUACGAACCACACAAACAGGCUUUUCCUCUCACACACACACCACACCUUGACAGGUGGCCUCUGCCCAGAUCAGUAUCUGUGGUAGAAGCCAGCUUAACUGACUCACUGAGGUUUGAGCUGAGGUUUGGAUCCUCUCUGACUGUUCGAGCGUGAGCAGAGUUAGGAGAGCUCAAGCUUCACUUUCUUCUCCAGUGCAGAGAGACGGCACGCCAGGCACGAGGCUCCCCACUCCUCCCCUCUCCCACUCUGCCUUUUUGCUGGGCUCCAGUCCAGAGAAUGACUGGCUCCAGUGGACCCAAGAGGAACGCAGCCUGAGGAUACAGUACAGCAGCUCCAGCCUUGCCUGCCUGCCCGCCUGCCUGCUGGGACACAAAUGCACUGAGGUUUUUACUAAUCAUCUCCAACACCUUUUCAGGAUUCACAGGGUAGAUUUCUUUUUUUUUUUUUUUCUGUCAUCAGAUAAGAAAGACUGGAUCUAAGCUGGGCAUACAGACAGACAAACAAACAGACGGACUGACAUAUGGACAGAGAGCAGUGGGCACUGCGGCGUGAAUGUAGCAACUGGACUUCUCUUCUCCCUGGUUACUAAGACCAAACAAGGAUAACAGCCAGAGCACUGUCCACCGAGGUAGUGGGUGGAUGCAGCUUUCAUCACACGGCUAUAGGGGAACGCAGAUACUGUAUAGAAGCUGCAGACUAUCGAGUUGAUCCUCAAUGUGGUGAUCGUCAGAAAAUGGACUGUUACCUCCAAGUAGACUUUUGUUGGAUUGCUAUUUCUUAUUAAAUAUUGUUUGCAGGAACUUGUAGGGCAAAGACUUUUUUUUCUAUUCAUGGACUUUGCUCCCCGUGUUGAGUGGACUUGCAGGAUUUCGGUGUAUAUGAACGUGGACUGUGUGUCUCAAUGAGGAUGGCAGAGUGCAUAAGGACAGUGUAUUUGACACUGAUGCUGCUGUAUCUUGUUCUGCUGGGCACGGCUCACACAGCCCACAGCAUAUACCCAAGGAUACGGCUCUCCCACAAAGAGCUUUGGCAGCUGAACAGAACCUGGGUGUUCCAGGGACACGGAGCGUCUCUUCAGCCCCAGACCAUGCUUCUGGAUGAGGGCCACGAGAGGCUUUAUGUUGGGGCCAAGAAUACUAUGUUCUCCCUUAGCCUGGACCGGGUCAACACACACCACAGAGAAAUUCAGUGGGCCAGUACAGAAUCUCAGAUCCAGGAGUGUUUGAUGAAGGGAAGGGAUAAGUCGGAGUGUGCUAACUACAUCAAGGUUCUGCAACAGUACAAUCAGACCCAUUUGCUGGUCUGUGGAACAGGAGCCUUUAACCCCAUUUGUGUCCUGGUCAGAGUGGGACAUGCAGGGCAGGACAGGUUUGCUCUUGAAGAAGAAAGUGUCAUGAGUGGCAGAGGACGCUGUCCAUACGACUCCAACAGUCCAUGCACGUCUACACUCUCCAGAGGAGAACUGUAUAUUGGCCUGUACACUGACUAUUGGGAGAAUGAUGGUGCUUUUUGUCGACUUAACAACCAGACCUACACACGCACUGAGAGAGACGACAGGCAGCAACUAAAUGAACCUAAAUUUGUGGGGUCAGCGGUUAUUCCUGACAACGAUGACAGGGAUGAUGAUAAAGUUUACUUCUUCUUCACUGAACGAGAGAUUGAUGCUGAGGGAGUGAACAAGGCUGUGUACACUCGUGUGGGGCGAGUCUGUGCGAAUGACCAAGGAGGACAGAGAAUGCUCGUGAAUAGAUGGAGCUCCUUCCUGAAAACUCGUCUUAUCUGCUCUGUGGCUGGACCAAAUGGCAUUGACACACACUUUGAUGAACUUGAGGAUGUGUUUGUGCUCAAGAACAAGGAUGGAAAAAAACCAGAAGUCUUUGGCCUCUUUAGCACAACAAGUGCGGUGUUUAAAGGCUAUGCAGUGUGUGUCUAUCACAUGGAUGAUAUAAGAGCAGCCUUUAAUGGACCAUUUGCAUACCGAGAGAGACCUGAGCAUCACUGGACACCAUAUGAGGACAGAGUCCCCUACCCUCGACCUGGAUCUUGUGCCAGUAAAGUCAACAGCGGUGGCUUCUCCAGCUCCAAGGAGUUUCCCGAUGAGGUUUUGCGGUUUGUGCGCUCUCAUCCUGUGAUGUACCGUCCAGUCCUUCCCCAGCACCGUAGACCUGUCCUGUUGCAGACAGAGCCAGGCAGAAGAAAGCUGACCCAGAUCGCUGUGGACAGAGUCCAAGCCCAGGAUGGACACUACCAUGUUCUCUACAUCGGCACUGACGACUCAGUGGUGUUGAAAGUUAUCACCAUCUACAACAAAGACACAGACACUAUGGAGGAGGUGCUGCUGGAAGAGCUGCAAGUAUUCAAGGUGCCAGCACCAAUAAGAGAGAUCAUAAUCUCACCUAAAAGGCAACAGCUGUAUGUCGGGUCAGAAGUAGGUGUGGCUCAGGUCAGACUGCAUCAGUGUGACCUCUAUGGCUCAGAAUGUGCUGAUUGUUGUCUGGCCAGAGACCCCUACUGUGCCUGGGAUGGUCUAACCUGCUCCAGAUACUACCCUGCUGGAGUUUACACCAAAAGACGAUUCAGGCGGCAGGAUGUUCGCCAUGGCAACGCCGUCCAGCUGUGCAAUGGGCUGCAAAUUGAUGAUGUAGAUGAACAAUGGCACAGAAGUGAGGAGAGGCUGGUAUACGGUGUGGAGAGCAACAGCACUUUACUCGAGUGUGUCCCUAGAUCACUCCAAGCAAAGGUACUCUGGUUUUUACAGCAAGACGGAGAGAAACAUGAGGUUCGAGGCGAUGAGCGGAUUAUCAUGACCUCCCACGGGCUGCUGUUUUUACGAGUGAGAAGCUCGGAUGCUGGUGUGUACGUGUGCCAGACUGUGGAACAUGGAUAUGUGCACACAUUAUUACGCAUCUCUCUACACGUACUCAGAGGGGAGAGGGUGGAGUCAGCGAUCCACAGGGCUAAUGAUGGGGAUGGAGAGAAAGCUGCACCUCCAUGCCACUCCUCUAUGGGCCACUCACCAGGCCCCAGCAUCAGCCCCAGGUCUCUGGUGCUAUCCUCAGUCCCAGGCCCCCAUUCCAGGCUGUGGUACAAAGAGUUUCUCCAGCUGAUUGGCUAUGGGGAUGCCCGGAAAGUAGAGGAGUACUGUGAGAGAGUGUGGUGCUCUGAUAAAAAACGUAAAAAGACCAAAAGGAAGUAUGUUCCUCCGGGUGGCGAGAAGAAAGGGAAAGGGAGAGGAGAGGAGAACUCCCACCGAGUGCCCAGGCACACCUUGGACACCUGAGGAGAAUAGAGAUUGACUGCUCACGCACACACACACACACACACACACACACACACACACACACGCACGCACACAC
Molecule: messenger RNA, 3439 nt
Organism: Perca flavescens (yellow perch)
Lineage: Eukaryota; Metazoa; Chordata; Actinopteri; Perciformes; Percidae
Gene: sema3e
Product: sema domain, immunoglobulin domain (Ig), short basic domain, secreted, (semaphorin) 3E
Biological process (GO): positive regulation of cell migration; neural crest cell migration; axon guidance
Cellular component (GO): plasma membrane
Molecular function (GO): chemorepellent activity; semaphorin receptor binding
Source: RefSeq, a predicted model, not a curated record